AUGACUAUAGUAUCCACUAAACUCGACACAAUUAUCUCAGGAAUAAGCCAAGAGGCUUGGGGGGUAUUUUUUGCCAUUGCAGAUACGUUUAUUCCCUCAACUGAUAUCAAGGUGCUUGAACUCCACGUUUCCAAAAACGCAUAUUCUGCCUCGCCUGAAGAGCUCGCUGAAUUCGCAGCUCUGAGCCCAUCUAAAAUGGGCGACACUUUUCUCUCCAGUCUCAAACUUACACUUCAUCAGGCCCCUCCUGAUCAGGUAUCCAAGCUCAAGUUGAUCCUGGAAUUGCUUUCUCACAGAAGCACAGCUUUGUUCUUAACGCGUUCGACUUCUCUCCUCACUGAGAUGUCUGUCUCUCAGAGAGAGGAUGUCCUUCGGUCAUGGUAUCAGUCUAAUAUCACACCCCUCCAGGGGCUAUUCAGGACUCUAUACAUCUUGACUUAUACCACUUUUCUUCGAGUGAAUCCUCUUGGCUACAGAGCUAUGGGUCACCCUGAGUUUGAUCCCCAUCGCUUUGACUUGACACGCACAAACAAAAGCUCUUUUACUCAUGAAAUUUUGGACAUCGGCCGCUACGCAGCGACCGCAGAAAUAAAAGUAGAUGUAGUAAUUGUUGGCUCAGGUUCAGGUGGCGGUGUCGUUGCACGAUCUCUUGCCAAGAACAAAAACAUCUCUAUUCUUGUUAUUGAAAAGGGGGCUUACUACAAGCCUGAUGAAUUGAAUCUGAACGAGGAUCAGGGAUACAAACUGUAUGAAAAAGCUGGAACUCUUACUUCUGAUGAUGGUAGUAUGUCAAUCUUAGCUGGUAGCACACUGGGUGGUGGAUCAACUAUCAAUUGGUCUGCUAGUAUCAGGACGCCUGAUGCUGUACGAGAUGAGUGGUCAAAAUCAGUACCCUGGUAUGGGCAAUCUAUAUAUGACGAUGCAAUGAAAUACGUCAUGGACGAAAUGGGCUGUAGUGCCGAGCACAUGGAACACUCGUUUUCGAACAACGUCAUUGUUUCGGGAAGUGCCAAGCUAGGAUACAAUUUUGAUUUGGUGGAGCAAAAUACCGCAGGGAAGUUGCACAAAUGUGGGUUCUGUUCGUAUGGUUGUAAAUUCGCCGAGAAACAGGGAGCAGUGGUCAACUGGUUACGAAAGGCAGUUGAAGAGGGAAAUACCAGAAUCCUUACUGAUACAGAUGUUAUCCGGAUAAUCACGAAUGGGACAGAGGCUACUGGAGUGGAAGCAAUUGUUCAUCAGCACAACAAGAAGAUUCCUUUGAAAGUUACUGCCAAGAAAGUGGUAGUUGCAGGUGGAUCUCUACAAACACCGGGCUUACUCCUUCGAUCUGGAUUCAAAAACAAGAAUAUAGGACGAAAUCUUACAAUGCAUCCACUAACAGUAAUGUUUGGCCAUUUCCCUGACAAAGAGAUAAAUGCUUUUGAAGACUCUAUUUUGACCGCCGUAGGCACCGAGAAGGAAGAUAUCGAUGGCCGAGGUCACGGCGUUAGAAUUGAGGCUAUGAUACAUCAGCCUAUACACACCAUGGGCUUCUAUCCAUGGCGAAAUGGCCAAGAGUGGCGUAAGCUUCAGGCCCAGUACAAUCAUCUAUCAGCCUUGAUGGCAGUCCAAAGAGACAUAGGAAGUGGACGUGUGUAUUACAAGCCUAAUUCACCUUUUAUACCGCGAGUUGAUUAUAUUGUUGGAAAAGCUGAUUCAGCUGCAAUUCUUGAGGGUAUUUGUUUAGCAUCUGACUUGCUUUAUAUUGAAGGUGCACAAGACAUUAUAGCAGGCGGGCCAUCGAUCCCCACGUUUACGUCCACAACUCCUGUCGAGAAACGAAGCCUUACUGACCCUGACUUUGCUGAAUGGAAGGAGAAAUUGAAAAGUACACCACUGGAGCCUCUUCGUAAUCAUUUUGCAUCUGGUCACCAGAUGUCUACUGCUAGAUUAGGUAAAGACCCAAAAAGCUCUGUUGCAAAUGAACGUGGUCAGCUUUGGGAAUGUGAUAACGUUUACAUUGCGGAUGCUAGCGGAAUGCCAUCAGCUAGUGGUGCCAACCCAAUGGUUUCGGUCAUGGCCACUGCUCAAGUAAUCAGCGAGUAUAUCAGGGAGGAUUUGAAAUUGUAA
Messenger RNA from Sugiyamaella lignohabitans, 2109 nucleotides. RefSeq lists its product as uncharacterized. The transcript has a single exon. NCBI's taxonomy places the organism in Eukaryota, Fungi, Ascomycota, Dipodascomycetes, Dipodascales, Trichomonascaceae. The coding region runs from base 1 to 2109 and encodes 702 amino acids. The record is from RefSeq and is a predicted model, not a curated record. Gene Ontology annotation, molecular function: flavin adenine dinucleotide binding; long-chain-alcohol oxidase activity.